AUGACAAAACUACAACUUUCUAUUAAGGCUAAUCAUGGUUUAGAUCAAUGUAUCUACAAUGCACCAACAAUUUUGCAAGUUGCUGCUACAUGGAUAGAAAACAAUAAUCCUGUAAAUUAUACUAAAUAUGAUAUAAUAGUGCAAUCGAAAUCUCAAGGUUUACAAAUAGUAUCAGAACUUAGUAGUUGUUAUAACCCAAUGCAAUAUUUGCUACUUUUUUUCAAAAAAAAUUAUAGCUGGCAUCCAGAAAUUUUACAAACUAUGAUGCAAAAGAAAGUUACAAUAUUAUUUGUACAAAUUGCACUUUUGUGA
Molecule: messenger RNA, 312 nt
Organism: Dentiscutata erythropus
Lineage: Eukaryota; Fungi; Glomeromycota; Glomeromycetes; Diversisporales; Gigasporaceae
Source: the annotation of a GenBank genome assembly